GGCGCUGUGCUUCUCGAUAAGGGACCUCAUGUUUUACGUGAUUGGUGGAAUUACUGUUUCCAUCAUAGCGUUUUUCUUCACCAUCAAGUUCCUGUGUGAGCUUGCGGCAAGGAUUGUUAGCUUCCUGCAGAAUGAGGAUCCAGGACGAAGAGGGGACCGCAGCAUCUACGACUAUGUCCGAGGCAACUACCUGGACCCACGUUCCUGCAAGGUGUCAUGGGACUGGAAAGAACCGCAGGAAGUGGGGCAAACGAUGACCUUUAGAGUUCAGCUUUUCUACAAGAAUGGUCAACCUUUCCCAGCCCAUCGGCCUGUGGGUUUGAGGGUCAACAUCACCCACAUUGAACUGGCCCUGGACAUCCCUGUCACACAAGAGGUUCUGCAAGAACCGGAGUCCAACGUUGUCAAAGUUGCCUUUACAGUACGCAAAGCUGGACGCUAUGAGGUUGCUGUCAAGCUGGGCGGCCUCAAUGUGGCUUACAGUCCUUAUUACAAGAUAUUUCAGCCAGGUACCGUUGUUCCAUCCAAAACAAAGAUAGCCUACCAUUUUUCCACCCUGGUCCUAACAAAUGGCCAGCAGCACACGCUGCAAAUUGAACCCAGGGACGAGUACGGAAACCCCACCAGUAACUCCACUUCUCUCACAGAUGAAGCCAACUACAGCGUGCAUGUGCACUCUCUAGGCACUGUGGAUGAUGACAGUCUUGAGGGUUUCUACAGUAAGUCCGUUUCGCUCAACAAGCAGCAGUGCCAGGUUCUGCUGAGACUGACUCUGAGGAAGACGGGCUGCUUCAGGGCUCGCAUCUCCUACAAGGAUCAGCCGCUUAGCAACGGGGAAUUCGACAUAAUUGUUCUCAGUGAGAAUGAAAAAACUUGUGUGGAGAAGAACGUGUCCACUCCAGGCAUAAGCAUCUACUUCGAGGCAUACCUUUACAGCAGCGGGAACUACAGCAGUUCAUCGUGGCAGUUACCAGCGUCCUCUCUGUUGACUCCUCAGAGGAGGCCUUCCAUGGGGGAGGAAGACGAGGAGCAUGACUCUCCUGUGGAGGGGCAACCAGAGAAGGUGAAGAAACCAAAAAAGGUCUACUGUUACAUAUCGCCAAAGCAACUAUCUGUUAAGGAGUUCUACCUGAAAAUUAUUCCAUGGCGCCUUUUUACAUUUCGGGUUUGUCCGGGAACGAAGUUUACCUACUAUGGUCCAGACCCAGUUCAUAGGUACUUAACUCUUGUGGUGGAUGAUGGGAUACAACCUCCUGUGGAGCUCAGCUGCAAAGACAGAAACAUCAUGGCGGCCACCUUCAUUCGCUUCCUGCACAAAAACAUAGGUGGCUCUGAAACUUUUCAAGAUAAAGUGAACUUCUUUCAACGUGAACUCAGGCACAUUCACUCUAAGAAACCUCGUACCAAAACCUGCCUAAAAAUCUCCCGGCAUGCCAUUCUGGAUUCAUCAUUAAAGGCCACCAGGAACUUCUCAGUGUCAGACUGGAGUAAGAACUUUGAGGUUGUGUUUCAGGAUGAAGAAGCUCUUGACUGGGGUGGACCUCGCAGGGAGUGGUUUGAGUUAAUCUGUAAGACUCUAUUUGACACGUCCAACCAGUUGUUCACUCGCUUCAGUGACAAUAACCAGGGCCUUGUUCACCCAAAUCCUGACCGACCGCCUCACUUGCGCUUGAAGAUGUAUGAGUUUGCAGGUCGCAUCGUGGGAAAGUGUUUGUACGAGUCUGCUCUGGGUGGAGCCUACAAGCAGCUGGUCCGAGCUCGCUUUACCCGCUCCUUCUUAGCUCAGCUCAUUGGUCUUAGGAUGAACUACAAGUACUUUGAGACGGAUGACCAGGAGUUCUACAAAACUAAAGUCUGCUUCAUCCUAAACAAUGACGUGAGCGAGAUGGACCUGGUCUUUGCUGAGGAGAAGUACAACAAGUCAGGACAGCUGGAGAAGGUGGUGGAGGUAACUGCAGGGGGAGCUCAGAUUGCUGUUACCAAUGACAAUAAGGUGCAUUAUCUCAACCUACUGGCACAGUACAGACUGGCCAGCCAGGUGCGGGAUGAGGUGGAACAUUUCCUGAAAGGAUUGAACGAACUGGUUCCAGAAAACCUGCUGGCCAUAUUCGAUGAGAACGAGUUGGAGUUGCUGAUGUGCGGCACUGGCGAUAUAAAUGUGCAGGACUUCAAAGCCCAUGCUGUGAUUGUCGGAGGUUCCUGGCAUUUCAGAGAGAAAGUGAUGAAGUGGUUCUGGGCAGUGGUGUCCAGUUUCACCCAGGAAGAGCUGGCACGUCUGCUGCAGUUUACCACUGGCUCCUCUCAGCUUCCGCCUGGAGGAUUCAACACUCUUUGUCCCUCUUUUCAGAUCAUUGCCGCCCCCACACACAGCACUUUGCCCACUGCACACACGUGUUUUAACCAGCUGUGCCUCCCUACGUACGACUCCUACGAGGAGCUGCACAAGAUGCUAAAGCUGGCCAUCAGCGAGGGCAGCGAGGGCUUCGGCAUGCUUUGACUCCUCCAUCACUGUGGUUCCACACGCACACGUGAAGACCAGCACUGCUCCACUGCCCUGGUUUCCUGCUCUCAUCACCAUGGAACGACCCCAACACCCUGGCUCUCACUGUAUAUUCUCCUUUUGGAGGAGAGAAGCGUUCAGGAAGUCCCAGAAGACUGGAAUUUAUUCAUAUGAACCCUAAUGCUACUGUAUAUAAGUAUAAUCUCAUUUUUGUUAAAGAACAACAACAAAAAAACAAAAAGGCAGCACCGGAGGUAGUUUUAUUUCUGAACGCAAAGUUUCUUCAGCUUCAUAAGUUCAAGAAACGAGUAAGGCUUGAACAGAGGCCUUAGAGUGGCAUUAACACGGCUGCAAACAGAGGAAUGAUAAAAGUGCAACAGCCUCCGUGUGAUGUGGGUGACACAUGCAUCUGCAGCACUUUGGCCUUAAUCGAUCAGGGACUGUGUGCAUGUAAAUAUAUGAUCUCGUUCUUUUAACUCGACACAUGUACAAACUGAUGUGUAUACAUAAGUUUUCCUCUUUUUGUUGUGACGUUUAAAAAGGGAUUGAUUUAAUUGCUGCACGUUUGCGAGGUUAAGUAUUAAUGUUUCUGAGUU
Messenger RNA from Nematolebias whitei (Rio pearlfish), 3096 nucleotides. It is a transcript of the gene arel1, whose product is annotated as apoptosis resistant E3 ubiquitin protein ligase 1. Gene Ontology annotation, biological process: positive regulation of protein catabolic process; negative regulation of apoptotic process; protein polyubiquitination. Lineage: Eukaryota; Metazoa; Chordata; Actinopteri; Cyprinodontiformes; Rivulidae. The transcript is spliced from 18 exons. The record is from RefSeq and is a predicted model, not a curated record. Gene Ontology annotation, molecular function: ubiquitin-protein transferase activity. The coding region runs from base 29 to 2497 and encodes 822 amino acids.